This is a messenger RNA of Cooperia oncophora, 192 nucleotides long. Lineage: Eukaryota; Metazoa; Nematoda; Chromadorea; Rhabditida; Trichostrongylidae. The record is from the annotation of a GenBank genome assembly.
AUGAUAUAUCACAAAUCUGUGAAAGCAUUCAACGAUCAGGCCUCCAAAAUCCAAUUGGUCAUUGAUGAGCUACCAAUCACUAUUUACACUAACCAAAGAGAGGUAGUGAAAUUCUUCACACAACGGGAGAAAUACCAUUCAAGUGCAAAUGAAAUUUUGAAGGAUGCAGCACAACGUAUUGCGAAGAAAUAG